Trichoderma aggressivum f. europaeum is the source of this 867-nucleotide messenger RNA. RefSeq lists its product as uncharacterized. NCBI's taxonomy places the organism in Eukaryota, Fungi, Ascomycota, Sordariomycetes, Hypocreales, Hypocreaceae. The transcript has a single exon. The record is from RefSeq and is a predicted model, not a curated record. Gene Ontology annotation, cellular component: cytosol. Bases 1 to 867 code for a protein of 288 amino acids. Gene Ontology annotation, molecular function: oxidoreductase activity.
AUGGCAUCAUCAAUUGUCUCCACUUUCCAUUUUGAAUCCUACCCAAGACUGUCACCUUCAAAGCUACAUGAAGAAUUUGGGGGGAAGACAGUUAUCGUGACCGGCGGUGGUUACGGAAUUGGUUCUUCAAUUGCUCGUAGCUUUGCUGAGGCUGGUGUUGCAUCGAUUAUUUUGGCCGGACGUACUGAGUCCAGUCUGAAGUCGACGGUUAACGACUUGGCACAAUCCUUUCCAUUGCUAAAGGCCAGCUACCGCCUUGUUGAUAUCUCGUCUACAGCAUCUGUCAAGAAAUUGUUUGAAUCUCUAACUGAAUCGCCUGAUACACUCGUCAACAAUGCCGAGUUUAUGUCUGAGCCUCAGAAUUUUCUUACUGCCGACAUAGACGAGUGGUGGAAAGGCUUUGAGGUUAACGUCCUUGGUACAACUAUUGUUACGCAGGCUUAUCUGCAGCACCGAUUGGCAAGCAAACCUAGUUCACCAGGUGUAGUUGUCGCUCUCAAUAGCUUUGCUUCAUUUGCUGUUCGGGCGCCGCAUCUGUGGGCAUACAGUGGUAGCAAGAUUGCAUUGGCCCGCAUCUUUGAGUUGGCUGUUGCUGAUGUCCCUUCAUCUCUUGCACGCUUUAUAAGCAUUAACCCGGGUGCUGUUAAAACGGCAAUGUAUUAUAAGUCCGGACUUGAGGGAUCUACAGAUAUGCCAACGACUGAUUCCAAGCUCUCUGCUGAGUUUAUUGUCUGGGCUACUUCAGAAGAGGCUGCGUUUCUAUCUGGACGGCUGGCAUGGGCUAAUUGGGAUGUUGACGAGUUGGUUGCCAACAAAGAAGAGAUUCUGAACAAGGAUUUGCUCAUUUCGGGCCUCACCGUGGCCUAA